This is a messenger RNA of Pieris brassicae (large cabbage white), 2840 nucleotides long. Its product is annotated as ubiquitin-conjugating enzyme E2 R2. The transcript has 5 exons. The record is from RefSeq and is a predicted model, not a curated record. Lineage: Eukaryota; Metazoa; Arthropoda; Insecta; Lepidoptera; Pieridae. The coding region runs from base 445 to 1167 and encodes 240 amino acids. Gene Ontology annotation, biological process: protein polyubiquitination; ubiquitin-dependent protein catabolic process. Gene Ontology annotation, molecular function: ubiquitin conjugating enzyme activity.
UCGUCAAUAAUGGCCGCCUGCGUCACAUCACUGCGCAAUCAAGCACGGAAAUAACAGCUGUUCAGUGUUCUACAAUAUUCGUUCGGGCAACUCAGCUACAGCAAGCAGCAGCUGUAUUCGGAUAAAAACGCAGCCGUUUUCCUUGGAAAUUGCGAUUGUUUGGGUAGAAUAGUCGCUUUGUCAUUGUUUUUUGUCGAACGGUAAAGAUUACUUUUCUUUAAGUUUGUCAAGUAAUUAUAACGGUGCUAGUGUGAUUCAUUACAUGCGUGAGAUACUGAUGAUGUUUACCAAAAUUUGCCCGUUGUUAUUGUGACUCGAAUGGUUGAAAUGCCUCGUGAAUACGUGGACGCUGAGGUGAGAAGUGUGUUAUGUCAAUAGAAUCUCAACGCUUAGAUAGCAAUAUUAGUGUUAAAAUUGUUAUAACUAGGACGAAAAGUUAAUAAAAUGUCUAGUAUGGUGCCGACCAGUUCUGCUCUGAGAGCUUUGGCCUUAGAAUACAAAAGCUUACAAGAGGAGCCAGUAGAGGGUUUUAGGGUGAAAUUGUUGGGAGAGGACAAUUUGUUUGAGUGGGAAGUGGCAAUAUUUGGACCACCAGAUACUUUAUAUCAAGGAGGCUAUUUCAAGGCAUAUAUGAAGUUUCCACCAGAUUAUCCAUAUUCACCACCAACAGUACGGUUUUUAACAAAAGUGUGGCAUCCAAAUGUGUAUGAGAAUGGCGACCUCUGUAUAUCAAUUCUUCAUCCACCAGUCGACGAUCCACAAUCUGGCGAGCUGCCGUGCGAGCGCUGGAAUCCCACGCAGUCUGUGCGAACAGUGCUCCUCUCGGUGAUAUCACUCCUGAACGAGCCAAACACCUUUAGCCCAGCUAAUGUUGAUGCUAGUGUGAUGUAUCGCCGUUGGCGUGAUUCGAAAGGGAAAGAUAAGGAGUAUGAGAAUAUUAUAAGAAAGCAAGCACAAGUCGCGCGUAUGGACGCGGAAAAGGAAGGAAUAGUAGUGCCACUUACGUUAGAAGAUUAUUGUAUUAAAACUCGCGUCAAGGCGACGACACAAGAGCCGCAGUUGGACAUGACAGACUUUUAUGAUGAUGAUUACGAUCUUGAUUCGGAUUCGGAAGAGGAAAUCGAAGGUGGUGAAGAUGGAGACGACAGUGGCAACGGAGAGUCGUGAGGCUACCGCGCUAACAGGACAGCUCUGACGUCUGGCAGAUGGAUGUCAAUUAUCAGAUUGACAGCUGUCCUAAGCUACUCGCGUCACAACGAAUGCGAUCUCCGGCGACGCGUACGGGCGAUAUCAUAAUAUAUUACAUGACAUGCCAUUAUUUAAACAGCCUGUAUAAAUAUGUAUCUAGGUUUUACAGGUUUUAGAUGUCAAACGAUUCUUCUCUUUGACGUAUUGUCAUACUGACAAUUGACAGUACUGAAAACACGGUUUUGAAUACGGACGUAAAUCUUAUGAUAUAGAUUAUUGCUAUAAAAUAUAUGAAUUUGAUCGAUGAUUUCGAUAAUAAACCAAAAUUAAAUCGUGAUAAAUUAUGCAAAAAAAGUGUUUGUCCAAAUUUUGUUGUCAUUCGGAGAUAAAAAAUCUAGCUAUAACAAUUUUUUUCAUGAAACAGUCAACACUGUUUUAUCUUGAACUAAUCUAUCAUUGCAUCACAGCAUUCGAGAGAAAGACACUUAUAAUUACUUAAGUAUUAAACAUGAUAUUCAAUAUAAAAUAUAAAAAUUAUUUUUCUAUCAAAUAUGUAUAGUCCGUACCGUUCGCUUAAUGUAUAGAUGAUUUAACACUAAGUAAAUGAUACAUUAAAAAAGCCCAAGCCGGGCAAUUGCUAGACAAUUUUGUAAUUAUUUUUAAUUCGUAACAUAUUUUCUGUGAUUAAUUAUUAAUUGCCUAUUUUAGAUGCCUUUAGUUAUUAUAUAACAUUUUCAUUUGCCAUCAUUUUUCAAUCUUACAUCACAUUUAAGUAGUUCCUGUUAAAAUGAAAUUGUUUUCAGUGUUUUAAAUGUUCUAAUAAAACUGGCAACACUGUUUUAGUAAAUUACUCUAUAUUUUUUUUUUAUAAAAAUAGCUUUGGAGAGUGCAUAGUGCUAUAUUAUUUUAUAUAACACUUGAAAUCUUUAAAUAUAUGUAUAAAUGGCCUGUUAAAAAAUGCAACGGUGUUGCCCUCUUAAGGGGCGACAUUUUAUCCCUAUUUGGGCUUACUAUUAUUACGCUCAAAUCAGAACUGUAAAAUAAAUUAUAAAUAUAGUACAUUCUUAAGAUAUAUUCAAAGCAUAUAUUAUAGUGAUACGUAAAUAAACGAAAUUAUAUAAGUUAUGUAUAGUUUGCAUUAAGAAAACAUCUAUUGUCAUCAUUGUGAAUUUAUAGGGCGUACAUAAAAAUAUUUUGCAAUAAACUUUACCUGAACAAAUUUCAUACAGUGUUUUCUAUUUAAUAAAAAAGUGAUGUGAUUUGCUUAUGUUUUCUAUAGUGUUUAGUAAAUUAGUCGUGGAAUCUAGGAAUAAAAAACAGUAAAUCACAAUUUCACCGUUACAACUUAAAGUACAAGUUAAAAUAAAUUAUCGCUUUACAAUCUGUAUUUUAUGGUUAUAAUGGGACAUGAUGAAUCUCUGGGGUCCUCAUAUAUUAAAAUUCUUAUGAAUUGUGACUUCUAUUCUUCUUAGCGAGUAACAGUUUCCAUGUGCAUUAUGGACCCCAAAUGAUGUGUAACCAAAAUUAUUCAGAGAAUAUCCAAUAACGGUUUAUUUAGUUAAGGUUUAAAUAGUAGAAAUGUUCACAAUGAAGAUGUCAAUAACUUAAUAAUUAGGUUUAUUCAGUAAUAAAGAGCAUGUGUUUUGAAAGUA